AUGAUCACUAAGUACUUCACCAAGAUCUUUGUGCGGUUCAAUCCAUUUGGACCAGAGGCAAAAACAGCCAGGCUCUUCCUGUGCGCCAUUCCGCCACGGCAGCGGGCCAUCUCAACGAAGCUGACGAACGAGCUGCUGACUGCGAACUCGCAGAAGACUCCGUUGAUUAAGGUGGUGUUCAAAGACAAGACCGAGAUGGAACUAGACCCCGCAGGGCUGUCGUUCGGCGAGCUGUCGAGCCACCUGGACCGCUACUCGCGCAAGCUGCAGCUGAAGGAAAAUAUUGAGUCGCAGUGA
Eremothecium gossypii ATCC 10895 is the source of this 297-nucleotide messenger RNA. RefSeq names its product mitochondrial 54S ribosomal protein mL53 (gene MRPL44). The coding region runs from base 1 to 297 and encodes 98 amino acids. The record is from RefSeq and is marked provisional. NCBI's taxonomy places the organism in Eukaryota, Fungi, Ascomycota, Saccharomycetes, Saccharomycetales, Saccharomycetaceae. The transcript has 2 exons. Gene Ontology annotation, cellular component: mitochondrial large ribosomal subunit. Gene Ontology annotation, molecular function: structural constituent of ribosome.